Molecule: messenger RNA, 4251 nt
Organism: Coregonus clupeaformis (lake whitefish)
Lineage: Eukaryota; Metazoa; Chordata; Actinopteri; Salmoniformes; Salmonidae
Product: coiled-coil domain-containing protein 103
Exons: 7
Coding region: 3415-4251 (278 amino acids)
Biological process (GO): inner dynein arm assembly; determination of left/right symmetry; epithelial cilium movement involved in extracellular fluid movement
Cellular component (GO): outer dynein arm
Source: RefSeq, a predicted model, not a curated record
UAUUCUAUAGUAAGUAAGUACUGUAGUAAUCUAUAGUAAACUGUGGUAUUUUUUCAUGUGGGUUGCUUAAAAAAAACGUAUCAAGUGUGAGCCUACAAAGCUCCCUAUAGGACAGUUAUUAACAGCUGGUAAGUGGCGUGGGAAUUGGGGGCCAAUUGCCUGAGUGCAGUUUAACGCUGUUCUGUUGUCUGUUUGUACUUAUUUGUAUGUAUAUACUCAACCAUGAUGGUUCCAUUCAUUAUUGUUUUUUCUGUUGCCUACUUCUGUAUCUCAUUUAUAUUAAAGUAUUUUUACAUGCUGUAUGUCCUUUCUACACUAUAAUUUAUAACACUGGAAUCAAAACUGCUAGUUGAUAUACAGGGGACCUUUAUUGUGAAGGCUCAACGUACAUACAUUUCACCAGAAGUGAUUCCCCAGUCAGAGGUUCGAGCUAACUAGUUUGUUUACAUUGAGAGGUAUCUUAAAUUAUCUUUGAGGAAAUAUUGAAAGUUUAUGAAAAUUGUCACGAAAUUACCUUGUCUUGGUGUCAACUGUGCUGUGUGGACAGUGACCGCGCAGAGGAGACCACACACACUUUGGAGACUCUCUUGCCUGAUUACUAUGACCACACUUUGUGCUCAUACCAACCACUGGGAGAAACACAUUUCAGAUCCUCCCUGAAGUUGAAACUGUGCUCUGAGGAAGAAGUCCACAAGUGGUUGAACGACUUCCAGAGAUCAUCAGGCUUGACUUGGAGGAAGUCAAAGACCUAUCCCAAUGAUGACGGGAGUAACAAGAAUAGAGUGGACCUAAGAUGCCAGCAUAAUACAAGCUCCAUUUCAGCCAGAAGUACCAAAAACACUUGUUGUGGUGCAAUAAUGUACCUCAUCCUGAAGAGGGCCAUUCAUACCCAACAAAGAGAAUCAAGGUCUGCAGAUCCCCAUAUGAAAGCAGGUUACCUCUUUCAUGUCUGUCUACGGAACAACUACAAUCACAGUCUGACAAGUGCUGAGGUGCUGAAGAGGAGAGAUGUGUCAGCGGACACCAUUGAGAAAUUGACAAAGCUGUUUGAAAUAAGCCACUCUCCUUCAUCAGCUCUAAAAACGAUCAAAUAUGAGUUGCAAGUGGAGUAUGGAGACAACCAUGUGCAUGCCUCUGUGGACCGCUCCAUUUGCCCCGACCUUCAGUUCUGCUACAAGUCAGUGGCUUGACACACUUGAACUUCUGAUUCAUAAAGUGUAUUUAAAUGCUAUCACCAGAAAUAGUAUGCUUUAGGUGUGUUCCUCAUUUGUCCAUUACAAAUUGUACAUCGCAUGUAGAGAAGAGGAUUGAUGAUUCUAACAAGCAUCUGGAUAACUGCAAUGAAGAAGAAUGUUCACCAGAAUGCUAUGUUUUCGGUAUGUUCCUCAAUAACUGAAUAAAUCAAAAAUGUCGCAACAUUAUCCCUGACAGGCAAUAUAGAAGACUAACAAUCUGGUUGUUUGAUAGUUGUAAUUCUCUCCUCCUUCAUUAGACUGUGGUAGCGUGUCUUAGGACACCGUUGAAAUCGAGUGUGCUCCAGCUUCUGAUGUAAACGGCUCAGGUAAAUCUACAAUGUCACAACAACAUAUCUGAUAUCAAGUGAAGGGCUCCAAUUGAAGACUGUAUACCUAUAACUCAUUUGGUAAUCUGAAUGAUGGUUGUAAUUCUAAAACUAUGGCUGUAAUGGAAGAGUGGAUGGAGAUCUUUGAAGACCUCAAAAAGAAGAUGAGGGAGGAUCCUGUGAGUUUCAGGCCUGCAGUAGAAUCCUUCGUUUCCAGCUUCAAGAAGAUGAAAACAGACUGAACUCAUAGCCGCACCAUCAAACUUUGGCAAAACCAACCCUGGACCAACAGCAAAGUUUCGCCGGGGACGGGCACGCCCCGCAAAGAGCUCCAUAGGAGAGCAUGGACAUGGCACAUGUAGCUGGAACAGGAAGGCAACCCAUUCAAUGUCUCAGUGUAUGGAAUAACACAUGGACAUUGGGAGUACUACACAAAAAAAGCAAGUCAACAUCAGUGGCCCCCUGUGCCCAUCAUCCACCUGCGUACCAUCUGUGUCCUCCAGUGCACUAGCGCUCUGCCCUCAAACACCACCCAUCUGCCUGCCAGCUCUAGGUAUCCUCCGCCUUAAACACAACCAGUGGCUAUUUCAAUGCAUUGUGGCCGCUCCAACACCAGACCCAGUGGCUAUUUCAAUGUAUAGCAUUCUUGCAUUUUGGUUUUACGUUCAUUCAAUGUAAGACGUUUCUGCAAUUCCAUGUUGAAGGACCAGCAGCAGUUGUAGGCCUACAGGCCUAUACAAUCACUGAACCAAAACAGUAGUUGUCAUGACUUUGCUGAGUCUUAAAUAUAAAAAGCAUUUAUUUUUGUAUAUACUGGUAUAUGUUGUUCAUCAAGUUGUGUCCUUUUUAUGUUGAACAAAUGCAAGAAUAGCAUUCUAAUGAUGGGUUGUAACAGCCACACAAUUACAUGUUUUAUUAAAUGUUUAUUUGUACAUUUAAAAAUAUAUAUCAUAUGUAAUAUAUCCUCAUGAGAACCAGCAAAAAAAUACGUUAUUUUUGAUUACAUCACAUUAAUGUUUGGGGUGAAAUAAUUCGGACUUGGUUAGUAAAUGUGUACAGUAAAAAACAGUUAGCACACCCUGAUGUCCACUACAUUAGACAUUUAUAAACAAGCUCUUAUUUAGCUCUUACUUAAUGUGAAGAAAUUAUUACACUUUUUGUUUUACUCCCCAAUCUAUUCCUGAGAUUUUUCCUCACUAAAAACAAUUCUUAUAUCAAACUCACAAAAAAAUAUAAUUACACAUAAAUUCGUUUUACCAUGUGGUAAUUGCGAUUGGCAGCCAAUUUGAAGAACCAGUAAGAGAAAGUUACCAAUGUCACAUCCCUGACACACACGUGAUAUCAUUGAAAAGCCCAGAAACUCUCAAAGGUACAGGACUGAACACAGUAAAAUGUAUGACGUCAAUGAUACGGACCAAGAACCAAUGUCCAUUAGUGUGGACAAAAAUGAAUUGCUGGGUCUCAGGAGAAAGAGACAUGUCGUUGGGGGACUUUUAUUUUGAAGUUGUGUUACACAUGACCUUUUCACACGGAUCGUGCAAUCCGGGUUCCUUGGAACGUCCCUACCCUAAAACCACAGAUAUAACAAUACACAUCUUUGCUAAAACCCUAACAUUAACCCCUAACCCUUACCUAACCUUACCCUUACCUACAUUUCAAGUUCCAACGAUCCCGGAUAGUACUUUUUUUCUUUUCUUACCCAGGUUGUCAUGGUGACGACGUGUGUUUGAGGAAGGGGACACGGACUUGCAGCAAGAGCGUCAGGCAACAGCACAAACAACAUACCAACAACAACGUCCAGAUAUUUAGAUUGUUCAUCAAAAUAAUACUAGCUAGCUAACCUAAAGCUCAGGAUGGAUGACUCUGCUGAGGUUAUAAACUUCUCAGCGCUGGAGCGGGAGUUGCAGUCUGCUGUUGAAGCAGACAAGAAAUAUCAAAGAGAAAAUGAUGCAAAGUUUCGUGCUCUACACCAGAAGGUUGGAACUUAUGAGGAGUUUAGAGACAUAGUCCUGGCAUCCCACCUGAAACCACUGGACAGGAAGGAUAAAGCUGGAGCUCCUCGCAAACAGCCCUGGAAUGCCCUCGCCUCCACUGUCAAAGGACAGAACCAGACUAGCUGUGAUGAAAUAGGCCUAAAGCCUCAGUUGUCAGAGUUCCAGCCCAAGACAGCGUCAGAGUUCAGCCGGGACUGGCGCAGGUUCAGCAGUGAAAACCCAGAGGAUAAAUACAGCCUCCUGCUCUCCCUAGGUGGAGAAGGCCUUCGGGACAUCUUCAGGGCUGAAGUGGGGUUCGGCCUACUGGGGGAGUUCCUUGUGUUCCUAUCCAGGGGUCUCCAGCCAGGGGAUGAGGCUACGGUGAUAGGGGUCCUGGAGGGGCUGUCCAAGACCCCCAGGUUUGGCCUCAAUAUGUCCUUCCUGAGCCGGGCUGAGAGGGAGGCAUGUGGAGAGCUGUUUCAGAACCUGAGGAAAGCAUCAGCAGCAGGGAAUAGCAGUGUCAGAGGACCUGAAGAUGAUGUCAUUGUCCAUGGAAGUAAUGUGGAAGAGAUUAAAGAGGCACAAGAUGAUGAGGCAGAGACUCUGUGUCCAGGACCAGGACAGACCAGUGAGGCUGCCGGAGGAAGCAGUGAUACUGAAACUUUAAAUGGUAUAAUGCAGUUGUAUGGGGUUCAAACUGUCUCUCCUCCUCAGUAA